GCUUGAUACAGAAAACGAUCAAAUUAUCAAAAUCAAAUUGUGGUCAAAUUUUUUAUAACAUCGUUCACAUAUUUUUAGGAUUUAAAAAAUAAUUCUACAUACAUUUUGUUUAAAUUGUUUUAAUUAUCUUUUUUCUGCGCUACCUUUGACCUACGGUGUCCACAGAGGAACAAACUGGUUCAGUUCAUAUCCCUUCUUUUCCUACAUUAAUAUACGCCAUGACUUGUUCAUCAGCUAAGUAUGUUUUGGGCAUUGAUUUGGGGACCACGUCGGUCAAGGUUGUGUUGUUUGACACACGUUUAAAGACCGUGACAGACAGCUGCAGUUUACAGACCAACUGUGACGUCAUGGACGAAACGCGUGGACACGUCAAGGAGCAGGACCCUGUGCGGAUCAUUACUACUCUUGACCAGUGCAUGCGGUCUCUCCCUAAGGAAAAGCUGCAUGACGUCAUAUGCAUUGGGGCGUCUGGACAGAUGCAUGGCGUUUUGUUCUGGAAAUCUAACACAGGUUGUGAGUGGUUCAGUAGUCACAGUUGUGGUCGCAGUUUCAGGCCUCAGAAUGUAAGUAGGCUGAUCACAUGGCAGGAUGGCCGCUGCACUACUAGUUUCCUGUCGUCACUACCCAAACCUGAGUCACACCUAAAUGUGGCCACUGGCUUUGGCUGUGCCUCCAUCCUCUGGUACACCAAGCACAGCCCCGAAUUCCUUGCAAAGUUCAGUGCCUCAGGAACCAUUCAGGACUAUGUGGUGUCCAUGCUGUGCGGUUUGGAGGUCUGCCUCAUGAGUGUGCAGAACGCUGCAAGCUGGGGCUACUUCAACACCACCACGAAACAGUGGAAUACAGAGAUUCUGAAAGGUGCAGGCUUCCCGGUGCACUUGUUGCCCACGCCGGUGGAUUCUGGGUCUAUAGCUGGGCAGACUUGCUCUGAAUGGCACGGGAUUCCUGCUAACACACCUGUAGGAGCAGCUCUGGGAGAUUUCCAGUGCAGUGUUUACUCCUGUAUGACGGAUAAGACAGAUGCAGUGUUAAACAUGAGCACCUCAGCACAGUUGACGUUCCUAAUGCCUGCUGAUUUCACCCCUGCGAGUGUCCCAGAUGAGCUCUCUUCCAUCGCUUACUUCCCUUAUUUCCACAACACCUACCUGGCCGUGGCUGCUGCGCUCAAUGGAGGCAACGUUCUGGCAACGUUUGUGGGAAUGCUGACUUCUUGGAUGAAGGAAUUUGGAGUGGAGGUCUGUGACUCAGACGUGUACUCCAAGCUGAUCGAGUGUGCUCUAACCCAACCUAGCACUGACCUCCGUGUGACCCCGACCCUGCUAGGAGAACGGCAUAACCCCAGCAGCCUCGCUGCCAUGUCCCAAAUCUCUCCAACCAACCUUUCACUGGCUCACGUGAUGCGUGCCAUUUGUGCAGGGAUCAUCGCUAACCUAGCAACCAUGAUGCCUCCUUGCAUGUUGACAGAUGCAGGAGUGAAAAGGAUUCUAGGUAGCGGGAGCGCUCUGUCUCGGAAUGAAGCUUUGAGACAGGAAGUAGAGCGAGCAUUCCCUUUCCCUGUUGAGUACGGGAAGGACUUGGACUCAGCAGUCGGAGUGGCAAUGGUUUUUAAUGACAAGCUGGUUAGCCACACUGCUUAGCAUACACUAGACCUUACAGAUAUUAUUAUGUGUGAUUUAUAGCCCUGUUGGCUGCUGAUACAUUUCUUAAAUUAAGAAAACAUAAUUCUGUGUGAACUUUAAUUCCAUUACCAAAUUCCAUUUAUUUUGUCAUUUGGGUUACAGUAAUAAUACUUUAAUAUUAAUUUUACAGAUUAAUUAUUGGAAUUGUAAUUAUUACUGUGUAAGUUGCUCAUUUACUGUUGAUUUAUUUUGGAUGUAAUAAUCUUUUAUAAAUUUUUGUUAAUUUAUUACUAUUUUUGGGGCCAGAUCCAUAAUGGCAUUGUUUGUGCUUGCAGAAUAAAUCAUGUUACUUAUAACACACAACUUGCAGGUAAAACAAAGUGCAACUCAACAGCAAAUGCAGUGUAACAGUAUAAUUACAUGUAUAAUGACAUAACUAUUACAGCUCAGGUUGGUUUAAAUGGAGAUAAAUCUGUCCUAAAUAUCAGACAAGUAUGUAAACUAGACCAUCCACAUUGAGAUGCUCAGUAGAGGAAAAAUCGAGCUGGUGGGUUAUUAUCACAUAAACAGCUACUGUGGAAAAAUCUUUAGGGCUAACAAUGUAAAAACACACACACACACACACACACACACACACACACACACACACACACACACACACACACUUGCUACAUGAGUAAUGAUUAAAUAAUCAGUAAUUAUUUAACUGUAACUGAUGUGUGACAUGAUCAGUUAUUCCUAACUCUUACUAUAACAUGAAUAAUAAAGUAUUGGCUAUAAUGUUUCUGAUAACAUAUAACUAAGACUUUAUGACUUAACAUGAUAAACAUUUAACCCUUCUCUCUCUCUCUCUCUCUCUCUCUCUCUCUCUCUCUCUCUCUCUCUCUCUCUCUCUCUCU
This is a messenger RNA of Tachysurus fulvidraco (yellow catfish), 2518 nucleotides long. It is a transcript of the gene shpk, whose product is annotated as sedoheptulokinase. NCBI's taxonomy places the organism in Eukaryota, Metazoa, Chordata, Actinopteri, Siluriformes, Bagridae. The transcript has 7 exons. Gene Ontology annotation, cellular component: cytosol. The record is from RefSeq and is a predicted model, not a curated record. Bases 219 to 1637 code for a protein of 472 amino acids. Gene Ontology annotation, biological process: cellular response to lipopolysaccharide; carbohydrate metabolic process. Gene Ontology annotation, molecular function: sedoheptulokinase activity.